AUGACUUACACUCAAUUGCUACCGUAUCUGAUUCAGAAUGGGACUGUCGUGCCAAGGGCAUUACCUCCAAUGCCGAAGCCGCAUAAGCCUUGGUAUAAUGAGAAUGCUAGAUGUGCCUUUCAUGCUAAUUCAGAGGGUCAUACAACAGAGAAUUGCAAAGUGUUCAAGCUCCGGGUCCAAGAGUUGAUAGAUCAGAAAAUAUUGUCUUUUGCUGAUGUUCCAAAUGUGGGGAACAAUCCUUUGCCUAAACAUGAUGGUUCAGGUAUCAAUGCUAUAGAAAGUUCAACUGAUGAUGGAUUGAUAAAGGAUGUGUUCAAGUUGAAGACUCUUUUAACAGUGGUCCAUGCUAGAUUAAUGGAAGCAGAAAUGAUGAAUGGAGUACAUGAUAAUUGUGUGGUGUGUUCAUCCAACCCUGAUCAGUGUGUUGAAUUCAAAAUUUGUCUUCAACGUUUGAUGGAUCAACGGGUUAUUCAGUUCACCAGAGCAAAGAUUGAUGAGGAUGUUGCUGUGAUUGUGCCUGUGUUUGAUCAGGAGAGGCUUCCCAAGCCUUUUGUGUUCCCUUAUCAGAGAAAUGUUGACCUAGAGCCAGUGAAGAAGAUUGAGCCCAUGGUUAUCCAUGUUCCCGCUCCAUUUUCAUUUGACAGUACCAAAGUCGUGCCUUGGAACUAUGAGCCUGUAGUUUAUGUGGGUAACAAACCAGUGAUCUUGAAGGAGCCAGAUGUGACUAACAUCGUUGGAGCUAGUGGUGUGACUCGAAGUGGAAGGGUUUUCGCUCCUGAAGUGAUCCCAAACAAAGAAAGUGCGCCAAUAGUUGAACCAAUGAAAGGGAAAGAGAUGAAUCCUCCAGAAGCAGGAGAAGGCUCAUCUAAGAAAGUAGCGAUUGCUGAAGAGGAUAGAGAAAUCUUGAAAAUCAUCAAGAAGAGUGAUUAUAAGCUCUUGAACGAAGCUUAUGUGGCAAAAGACAUCAAUGUUAUUCAGUUUGAUAAUGUGGUUGCUAAUCUCAAUGCUAGUAGUUGUUUGAUGUUCAUUGAUGAUGAUUUACCCCCUAAUGGGCGAGAACAUAAUAUGGCGCUUCAUAUCUCCAUUCAGUGUACAGAUGUUACUUUGGCUCGAGUACUGGUAGAUAUAGGUUCAUCCUUGAACGUGUUACCUAAGACUAUCCUAGCACAAUUGAAUAUUGAAGGGGUGCAGAUGAGACCUAGUGCUUUGAUAGUGAAAGCUUUUGAUGGGUCUAAGCGAACAGUUAUUAGGGAGAUUGACCUCCCAAUCCUGAUUGGCCCUCAAAAUUUCCGUAUUACCUUCCAGGUAAUGGAUAUUAGGCCUGCAUAUAGUUGUCUGUUAGGUAGACCUUGGAUCCAUGCUGCUAGAGUUGUCACCUCGACACUUCACCAGAAGCUGAAUUGGGGCACAUUGAUUGAAUUACCAAAGAAGAAAGACAAGUGUGGAUUAGGAUAUCAGCCGUCUAUUGAACUUUUCAAAGAUCAGAAGAUACAUCAGGGGAAGGUUCCUAGCAUCCAGGAAAUAUUCUCCAAAGCUGGUUUCCGAAGUGAUGAUCAAGUGAAUGCUCUUGAAGAUGAAGAUCCAAAUUUGUCCAAGAUGGUGUUUUGUGGACCUCCGGAUGUCGCUCUCACUAACUAG
Lathyrus oleraceus (garden pea) is the source of this 1638-nucleotide messenger RNA. RefSeq lists its product as uncharacterized. The transcript is spliced from 3 exons. Lineage: Eukaryota; Viridiplantae; Streptophyta; Magnoliopsida; Fabales; Fabaceae. The record is from RefSeq and is a predicted model, not a curated record. Bases 1 to 1638 code for a protein of 545 amino acids.